Molecule: messenger RNA, 5095 nt
Organism: Rhineura floridana
Lineage: Eukaryota; Metazoa; Chordata; Lepidosauria; Squamata; Rhineuridae
Gene: NAT1
Product: N-acetyltransferase 1
Exons: 2
Coding region: 2935-3807 (290 amino acids)
Molecular function (GO): acetyltransferase activity
Source: RefSeq, a predicted model, not a curated record
CGAAACAUUCAAGGAAUUUUAGGAGAAGCAGAAGAGAGAUGUGAAGGCCGGGGAGGGGGGGGCGGAUGUAAAAUUCAAAGGCUUUGUUUUUCCCCCAAAACCUUUUUUUCCCCCUGAAAUGAUUGGGGGGUUGCUGUUAUGUGCCUUCAAGUCCAUUACGACUUAUGGCGACCCUAUGAAUCAGCAACCUCCAAUAGCAUCUGUCAUGAACCCCUUUGUUUAGAUCUUGUAAGUUCAGCUCUGUGGUUUCCUUUAUGGAAUCAAUCCAUCUCUUGUUAGGCCUUCCACUUUUUCUACUCCCUUCUGUUUUGCCCAGCAUUAUAGUCUUUUCUAGUGAAUCAUGUCUUCUCAUGAUGUGUCCAAAGUAUGAUAACCUCAGUCUCAUCAUUUUAGCUUUUAGUGACAGUUCUAGUUUAAUUUGUUCUAACACCCAGUUAUUGGUCUUUUUUGCAGUCCAUGGUAUGUGCAAAGCUCUCCUCCAACACCAUAUUUCAAGUGAUUUUUCUCUUAUCCGUUUUUUUCACUGUCCAACUUUCACAUCCAUACGCAGAGAUCAGGAAUACGAUGGUCUGAAUGAUCUUGACUUCAGUGUUCAGUGAUACAUCUUUACGUUUGAGGACCUUUUCUAGUUCUCUCAUAGCUGCACUCCCCAGUCCUAGCCUUCUUCUGAUUUCUUGACCAUUGUCUCAAAAAACCAAAAAUUCUCAAUUUUUCCCAGGGGUUUUCCUAGGCCUUCACAUCUCCAAUGCAGAAACAUUUUGAUUUCUUGGGAUCAGGGUAGGGAACUCAAUUCAUCAGUGGCAACUGAGUUUUACUUAAGUGUGAGGUAAAUUUGGAGAACAGGUCAAAUGAAACCUGUCACAAAUUUUGAGAGAAAUAAUAAUAAUAAUAAUAAUAAUAAUAGUGGUAGUGGUAGUGGUAGUGGUAGUUGUCGUCAUAUAUUCAGCAGGCAUCCUCACUUUUGACUUUCAGGCAUCUCUUGAAGACUUUUUGGUACUGACAGGCCUAUGCAGCAGUUUGAAAUGUCUCUUGAGUAGCCAGUCAUUUAAAUGACUGUUUUGCAUUGUUUUUACAUGCUUUUAUGUUGCCAUACACUGCCCUGAUGUUUUGCAAGAGGGUGGUAUAUGAAUACUUGUAUACACAAAGAAAAUAAGCAAACAUGCAAUGAUCACUUCCCCAUAUUUGAAAAGAUAAAGUCCUGCUGUUACUCAGUGCUGUCUUCAUCUUUAGGAAGGGGAGAGGAACAUUAGUAAAGGCAUUUAAAUAGUUGUAUCACAUUUCUAAGGGGUGCAUCCAAUGUUAGUCCUACAUGAUGAACUUAGGUCCAUUAAUUUCAGUGGAUCUACUCUGAGUAGGACUUAGCUGGAGACAACCCCCAAAACUUCUAUUUUUAUUCUGGGAGGUGAUGGACUUUGAGGGAAGCCCAAGAGGGACGUGGGCCUAUCAUGGCUCCCUCGUGGCUCAACUGGAGCUACCCAGCUAUGGGUAAUGAAGAUUGAUGUGCCAGUCCCUUCACCUUCUCAAGUGCAUUGACAAACACACUCUCAUUCCUUCUCAUAAUCCCGAAGAACAGUAACACUGCAGGCAAUUGCAAGCCCCAGAAUACCUUGGAUGAAGCCCAUUAGAUUCUCAUCUUUGCAAGAUAUGUGGGGCACCACAGGAGCAGCAUUGCACACUGGGAAGAGUAGUCUUAGAGGACAAGCCAAUUUAGAAGGCUAAGCAAUACUGUCAAGGUGCUUCAUAGUCGUUACAGUUUUUACUUCAUCAGGUAGAAAACCUUCAAUUUCUACUUUCUUUUCUUUCGGUCUGAAGAGGCAAAGGCAGAGUGUUUGAUGAAAACAAGUUUAUCCUUGAUACUUCAUAUAUUUCCUAAGCAAUGGUACAGAUCUGACCACUAAAUCGGGUUCAGUUACAAUCAAAGACAGCAAGUGGUAUCUAGCUAAGUCAUACUCAGAGCAGACCCACUGAAAUUAAUUGACUUAAAUCAGUUGUAUCCAACAUUAGUCAUACUUGGAGUAAAUCCAUUGUUAUUUUCCACAUUAGUCCUUUCAGUAGACCUAUUGAAAUUAAUGAACAGGACUAACUUAGAUCCAUUAAUUUCAGUAGGUCUACUCAGAGUCGGAUGUAUAGUAGUUGGCUACAACCCACUGAAAUUAAUGGACAUGACUAAUUUAGGUCCAUUGAUUUCAAUGAGUCUAGUCUCAGUAGAACUCAAAGAGUAUAAAGAGCCCUGCUGGAUCUGACCAAAGGCUCAUGUAAUCCAGCAUUCCUGUUCUCACAGUGGCCAACCAGAUGCCCAUGGGAAGCACACAUGGAAGACCUGCACACAACAGCACUCUCGUCACUUGUAAUUCCCAGGAACUGGUAUUCAGAGCCAUCAUGGCCAGUAGCCAUUGAUAGUCUUAUCCUCUAUGAAUUUAUCUAACCCUGUCUUAAAGCCAUCCAAGUUGGUGCCCAUCACUAUUUUUUUGUGGGAGCAAAUUCCAUAGUUACAAUCCUCUGUUGGAUACAAACCCCUGGUUCCCACUGAUCAACUUUAGGUAUCACUUAGCCAGAUAUGCCACAUUAUGUACCCAGCUGUUUCUCAUAUCAGCCCAAAUGUUUUGUAUCAUUUUAAUCAUUAAAAAAAAGGACAUCCCUUUAGAAAGUUUAAGAACCAAAGUCCAAUCAGUUCAUGGAUCAGUGAUACUGGAAUAUGUGCAGACAUUUCAUAUGAACUUUCUCCCCUCCAACCUUUUAAUGUCCAAUCCCCAAAUAAAUCAAGAGCAAGAGAGAGAGAGAGAGAGGACUGAAGAAUUAAAAGCCUGACAGAACAGAAACUGCAAAAUUCAUGUCAUCUCCUUAUACGCAUAGUACAACAGUGUGAAAUCUCAGUAUCAUUUUCAGCCCAAUGAAAUCUUCAAACGACAGUGAUUAAAGAUCUUAACAGGAAACAUGAACACUGAAGAAUAUUUCACAAGAAUCGGCUACAAAGGCUCUCUCGAAAAACUGGAUUUUGAAACUUUAACGGCAAUCUUCCAGCACCACAUACGAGCCGUGCCCUUUGAAAACCUCAGCAUCCACUGUGGAGAAACCAUUACAUUAGACUUAGGUCAAGUUUACAACAAAAUUGUGAAGAAAAAGCGAGGAGGGUGGUGCAUGGAGAACAACCAGCUUUUGUCUUGGGUUCUGAAAAACCUGGGAUACAACACCACCAUUCUAGGAGCCUAUGUUUACAAUCCGCAGCAAAAUGUCUAUGCUACUCACAUGACCCAUCUCAUCAUCAAGGUGGUUAUUGACAGGACAGCCUAUAUCGUCGAUGCUGGCUUUGGUGUGUCCUACCAAAUGUGGCAACCAUUGGAGCUGGUGUCCGGCAAACACCAGCCUCAAACGCCUGGGAUCUUUCGCUUCACAGAAGACAACGGUAUUUGGUACUAUGAGAAAAUCAGAAGAAAACAACACAUUCCCAAUCAAAACUUCUCCAGCUCAGAUCUCUUAGAAAAAAAGACACGCAGGAACAUCUAUUCGUUCAGCCUUGAGCCACGGACAGUGGAGGAUUUUCAAUUCCAAUGCUCCUAUCUCCAAACAUCCCCAGAUUCCCCGUUUACCAAGAAAUCUAUCUGCACCCUCCAAACUAAUGAUGGCUUUAGGGCUUUGAUUGGGUGGACACUCUCGGAGACACAAUACAAGUAUGAGGAGGACAUGGAUCUGGUGGAGUUCACAAUGCUAAGUGACGAUGAGGUGGAGAAAACAUUGAGAGAGAAAUUUGGUAUAACUCUGGAGAACAAGCUUGUUCCCAUUGACAUCAAAGGAUUAUAUACCAUCUAGCAUGGAGAAUAAGACUUUGCACAACCCUACACAAUUACAGCAGGCUUUGCCAUUUGCUUAAUCCAUUGUUCAGUAAAUUGCAGAAAGAUUAAAACCUGUGCACAAACUGUAAGCACUCUAUCAUAUGCAGGAAAGGAUAAUUGUAUAUUGUGGUUUUUUUCACUGACAGUCCUGUAGAUGCAAACCAAUGACUGCACAGAAAGUAGUUAAAAUGCCUUGGAUAACAAAUUUCCAAACAAUUGAAGCACUUGGAAAUGGACUAAUCUGCAUUUCAUAUUUUAUUAAAUUACAUGGAUCUGAAUUCAAAGUAGAACCAGUUCUGAUGUGUGCUCAGAAUUCAUCUAUGCACAAGAUAUUCUGUUCAUUUCAACGUAGGAAGCAAAUCCUCACGUCUAAAAGAAUGUUUUUUACACAAAGUAUCUUCCUUUAUUAAUACAAAAUGGAGCAAACCUGUACAGGAUAACAAUAUACCUAUAAACAAUGAGUGGGCUGGUCAAUUCUAAGGAAACUGGGAAUUUUAAUACUAAUAUGAGUUAGCUGCCCACAGGCUAGUUCAUAUUAAAAGCUACAUGACCAAAAAUGUUAGCAAAAGAUUGAAGUCACAAAUUGCCCUCUCUUACCUGUAGAGUUAAACACUGAUGAUCUUUUGUGGAACUCUGCACAGGAACAGUGAAGGGGAUGCUUUAAUUAAAAUACUUCAUAUACUCAUUGCAGAUUUGCAAGGGCACAAGCUUUUGACAAACACGACGUUUAAUAUAGUCAGCAAGCAAUGAAAAUCCUUUGUGAAGCCUUAAUCUGAAAAAAUAUGGAUAUUGAUAUAAUUUUAAUUACAUGAGCCAAUAUUGACAGAGGCUUUUCGUCCCAGUCUUCAUCUAUUUCUGUUCAUGUAUACAUUAGUAACACCUGUGAGAGUUAUACUUAAGUUACCGGCUCUGAUGAAGUACCAUGCCGUUGUUAGGUCCAAACCCAACACGCAAGUCGCCCUGUCAACCCCAACUCGCUUAUUACACCCGGGAAGAGUGCGGAGUUGAAUGCAAAUGAACCCACUAUCAGAGAUCAAGUAACACGAGACAAAAACCUUUGCAAAGGGGACCCAAUACUUACAAGCCGAAGCAGGUCAGCAUGGGAACCUCGUUCAUUGGUGUUCAAGGGUUUAUAUAGGCCUACCCCGAAGUUUACAAUAUCGGGUUCACGUCAUAAAAUACAAAAGAAGCAAUUGCUAACUGUCAUAGCUUUGGGGCAUAUGUAAGGAGGUAAAGGGGUACAGGGGGAAGGACAAAGUGGAAAC